AUGCGCCGUCAAAUAUGGAGAAAAUACGAGACAAAAAAGAAAGCAAAUUCAUCAGAUCAGAAUAUUAUAAUCAUCAUCGUCAUGGGGAAGAAGCAACUCUCUGGAGCACAGAAGAGGAAGAAGAGGAAAGAGAAAGAAGAGCUCGCUUUGGACAUGGAGCGGUUGAAGCUCGGACCGACGAAGUUAUGGACCGGGUUGGUGGUGCAUCAUAAGGAUGUGUUUGUCUCGCAUGUGAUUUCGAAAUUGAAUUUGAUGGAUCGGUUUUUCUUUUCAAAGGUGAAUACAGAGAGUCGGGGUGUGCUUGAAUACGCCGGGGUAAACGUAUCGAAAUUGGGUGUAACUGUUCACGAAUGUUCAUCCAUUUCGACGUUGGAAUGGGCGUGGAAUCACAUUCCCUGGGGAGAGAAAUUUGAAGAUGGAACGGUGAGAGAUCAAGCCUGGUUUUGUUUGCAAGUUGCUUUUACGAACAAACUCGAGUUUCUCAAGUGGGCGAGAGAAGUGAAACAGUGUGAGUGGAAUGAAUGGACGAUUAAAGUGGCAGCAGAUAUAGGUAAUCUCGAGAUGCUGAAGUACUGCUUCUCUAAUGGUUGCCCGUGUGAUGAAAAAGAGGUGUGUGAACUAGCUGCUCAUGGAGGACACCUCGACUGUGUUCGAUUUCUUUUCGACAAAGUGGAACCUUCGCGAGAGACGGAGCGAACAGCGGCACUACAAGCAGCAUGCGGUUGUCACACAGACAUCUUGAAAUAUUUCGUCGAAGAACGAAGGAUAUCCUCCUAUGAGGAAAAGUGCAACUGCGUGGUAAAUGCUGCAAUGUAUGGCAAACUCGAUUGCCUCAAAUACUUAUUAGGCGAAGAGGCGAAAGCGCCUCUUAACUUCUGGCAAUACAUCGCGUACGCUCGUUACUACGAACACCCCGAUUGCGAAAACUACUUGCUCGAAAAAGGGUGCCCAGAACCAACGGACGAACAAUACGCUGCGUUCAUCGAUCUGGAAAAAGAAGAGGAGUAG
This is a messenger RNA of Bathycoccus prasinos, 1008 nucleotides long. RefSeq lists its product with no specific name. NCBI's taxonomy places the organism in Eukaryota, Viridiplantae, Chlorophyta, Mamiellophyceae, Mamiellales, Bathycoccaceae. The transcript has a single exon. The record is from RefSeq and is a predicted model, not a curated record. Gene Ontology annotation, molecular function: protein binding. The coding region runs from base 1 to 1008 and encodes 335 amino acids.